This is a messenger RNA of Saccharomycopsis crataegensis, 321 nucleotides long. RefSeq lists its product as uncharacterized. The transcript has a single exon. The coding region runs from base 1 to 321 and encodes 106 amino acids. The record is from RefSeq and is a predicted model, not a curated record. NCBI's taxonomy places the organism in Eukaryota, Fungi, Ascomycota, Saccharomycetes, Ascoideales, Saccharomycopsidaceae.
AUGACUAUUUCUCUCAGAUGCGCUUAUUGCCCAUACUCGUCACUUCAUCAUGACUAUAUCGUGAAUCAUGUGUUAGACAACCAUUCUUCUAAAAUGGUUUGCUACGGUUGUCUCUCUAAAGCAUUCCACUCUCUCAAAGAUUACAGGGACCAUUUAAUUAGGAAACACCCCAAGGAUCCCAGAGCUUGGGGGAACUUCGAUUACUAUUGUGCACAGCAUAACAGAACGUUCUUAUAUUUUUCCAAAGACACAAAGUCCGGAAAAGCAAAACAGUUCACCUUUGUUGCUGACGAUUCGGUUAAUGAAGGAUGCGAUUUUUGA